Messenger RNA from Symbiodinium natans, 873 nucleotides. The record is from the annotation of a GenBank genome assembly. Lineage: Eukaryota; Dinophyceae; Suessiales; Symbiodiniaceae.
AUGAGCAAUGCCGGAUUUGGCGUGCCAGCCACAGCUGCCCAGUUUACCCUACGGGUUGCCAGCAAAGCGCUUGCAGGGUGUGAAGUGCUAGCCAGCUAUGGAGAAGGCUUCUCCAAAGCUGCUGAGCGCGUCAACGCCGCCCAGGACGCGGUCGCUAAGGCUCUCCUGGGUAUCCCGGCUGCAGCAAGUGUAGGCUCCCGCGCCGCUGUGCUGGCUGAAACACGCCUGCUCAUUAGGGCUGGCACCAUGGUUGCGCAACGAAUUGCAAUGACCAGGGCCAGAAUUUUCCUCCUCCCUAGGGAUCACCCCACCUCACUCGCUGUGCAGUGGAUUGUGGCGGGAAAUGUCCAAGACACCUGGUGGACGCACUCUGCUGAGGUGGUUCGUGCAGUUCUCCAAGUGCCGGAGAUCUGGCACACAAUUGAAGUCACGGAUGAAAUCCGUAGCUCGAUCGUGCACAGGAAACGUGCGCUGGCAACCUACAAAAGGCCAGCUCCAGAAUGCUCUCACCGAGGCCAUUUUGCCGUACCGGAGUAUCUGCCCCACGCUGCAGCAGUGGAGACCACCGGAGCGCUGGGCACACUGGCCCCCAUCCAGAUGGCGCUUGCACAGGAUCUGGUGUGCCGCCAGCGUCAGAGGCGCCCUGCCUCUGCUCACACCCAAUUCCUGCUUCCUGCGAAUUGUCCCCGUCUGCCCGUUCUGCCACACGCAGGUGGCCGGAAUCCUGCGGUGGAUUGCCCAGCCAUGCAGGAUCUGAGGACUCCAUUCCAGGACAGUGGCCAAAGUUUAUUUGUGGUGGCCAUGCAGCCCGGGGCGCUGCAGGAAGCCACAGCCAUUGCCAAGGCGCACUUGGUCGGAGGGGCUGUGUGUCGG